AUGGGCUGUCCCCCCGCCGCCCUGGCGCUGCUGGGUCUCGCCGCCGCCUGUGCCGCGGUGCCGCUGCCGCUGCCCGACGCCGGCCCGCACGUCAACUACGGCUGGGGGGAACCCAUCCGGCUGCGGCACCUCUACACCGCCAGCAAGCACGGGCUCUUCAGCUGCUUCCUCCGCAUCGGCGGCGACGGCAGGGUGGAUGCGGCCGGGAGCCAGAGCGCGCAGAGUCUGCUGGAGAUCCGCGCCGUGGCCGUGCGCACCGUGGCCAUCAAGGGCGUGCGGAGCUCCCGGUACCUCUGCAUGGACGAGGAGGGGCGGCUGCACGGGCAGCUCAGGUAUUCCACUGAGGAUUGUUCCUUUGAGGAGGAGAUUCGCCCCGACGGCUACAACGUGUACAGAUCCAAAAAGCACGGAAUGUCGGUGUCUUUGAGUAGCGCCAAGCAAAGACAGCAGUUCAAGGGAAAAGAUUUUCUUCCGCUGUCUCACUUCUUACCGAUGAUCAACACAGUGCCUGUGGAGUCCACAGACUUUGGGGAGUACGGUGAUUACAGCCAGGCCUUUGAGCCAGAGGUGUAUUCCUCGCCUCUGGAAACGGACAGCAUGGACCCCUUUGGCAUCACCUCCAAACUGUCACCGGUGAAGAGCCCCAGCUUUCAGAAGUGACUCUGAUCACACACACAUUUUUACAGAAAUGUUGCAGAGUACUUUUUUUUAGCUUUUCGUGUAGUAAUAUUUGGGACUUUUUUGUACGGGGCCAGCCUUUUCCUUGCAACGUGUUGUUCCUGUAAGAGAUGAGUGCCGAGAGGCUGUUCUGUAGCGUAAACAAUUGUUUAUCCAUAGUUUUGUUUGGAAAAGAAGAGCUGAAUGAGAGAAGCUUAGCAGCUUCAUCAGAGUUCCUCCAUUACCAGGGUGAUGAUAAAAUAACUACGAUUUUCCUACAGCAGCUUCAUUUCCAAAUAUGUUCCCCCGUUAUUUCUGCUCACAGGGGCAAGCGCAGAAAACUUUUUCCUCCUCAGAGGCCUUAAAGACAAACAUUUGGAACAAAACACAAUUAAGGAAAACCUAGCAGAUGCAAUUACGUGGACUAGAAUUAAUGCUGUUUCUUGAAAGGCUGCUGACAAUGUUCUGGGAAAAACUUUCUAUUGAAAGCAUACUAUUG
Empidonax traillii (willow flycatcher) is the source of this 1156-nucleotide messenger RNA. It is a transcript of the gene FGF19, whose product is annotated as fibroblast growth factor 19. The coding region runs from base 1 to 660 and encodes 219 amino acids. Gene Ontology annotation, biological process: animal organ morphogenesis; cell differentiation; fibroblast growth factor receptor signaling pathway. Gene Ontology annotation, cellular component: cytoplasm; extracellular region. Lineage: Eukaryota; Metazoa; Chordata; Aves; Passeriformes; Tyrannidae. The transcript is spliced from 3 exons. Gene Ontology annotation, molecular function: growth factor activity; fibroblast growth factor receptor binding. The record is from RefSeq and is a predicted model, not a curated record.